AACGCAACGUAUAAUGGAUUAGUUAAAAAAAAAAAAACUUGGAAAGGCCGUUUCACAAAAGGAACACUGCUAUAUAAGUGAGGCGAACCGUAGUCGCCAAAAUAGAAUCAAAAUUUGCAGCACCAAAAAUUAAAAAAGAAGAAAAAAAGCAAUGAGUGGAAUAUCACAAGACUGGGAGCCGGUGGUAAUUCGUAAGAAGGCGCCGACCGCCGCCGCUCGCAAAGACGAAAAAGCCGUCAACGCCGCACGUCGCGCCGGCGCCGAGAUCGAAACCGUCAAAAAGUCUAAUGCUGGUUCAAACAGGGCUGCUUCAAGUAGUACAUCUUUGAACACCAGGAAACUUGAUGAAGACACUGAGAAUUUGUCUCAUGAAAAGGUACCAACUGAACUGAAGAAAGCCAUCAUGCAAGCACGACAAGACAAGAAGCUCACUCAGGCUCAACUUGCUCAAUUGAUAAAUGAGAAGCCACAGAUCAUCCAAGAAUACGAGUCCGGUAAGGCAAUUCCAAACCAGCAGAUAAUCUCUAAACUGGAAAGAGCUCUUGGAGCGAAACUUCGAGGAAAGAAAUGAAAGUGUGAUUGCACAAGUUAAGCCUUAUGGAUUGUCACAGUCUGUUUGAAUCCAAAAUCCAGUCAUGUACACAAAUUUUUCUUUAAACAUCUGUGUGUUUUGCUUAUCGUUAUGUCUGGAUUCAUGACUACGGUUUUCUUUGUUGUAUUAGCUGUUUCUUCUGUGGGAAAUCAUCGUAAGAAAUCAUAAACUUCAAAUCCUAAAUUCGUUUCUGCAA
Messenger RNA from Capsicum annuum, 788 nucleotides. Its product is annotated as multiprotein-bridging factor 1b. The transcript has 4 exons. The record is from RefSeq and is a predicted model, not a curated record. Gene Ontology annotation, cellular component: nucleus. Gene Ontology annotation, molecular function: DNA binding. Bases 152 to 571 code for a protein of 139 amino acids. Lineage: Eukaryota; Viridiplantae; Streptophyta; Magnoliopsida; Solanales; Solanaceae.